UCCAUGCACACGCACGCACGGGCACGCGCGCCAGAUGAAGAGGAGGGAGCGAGUGCGGAGGUUCACUCGCUCGCUCGCUCGCUCGUUGGAUGCUGCUCACGCGCGCAGGACGCGCAGGACGCGCGGAACGCGCACGCACAGACGCGCGCACGCAGGUUGUGAGCAGUCAGCCGCGACCACGAUGAUGACGCCAAAGAGGCCUCAGACGUCCCCGGGCAGCGUGCUGUCUCUGCGAGGUGGCGCCAACGCGCCGGGAUCUCCCGCCGCCGCCGCCAUCGUGGCCCGGGUGGACGACGGCGUGAUGGUUUACAAGGACCUGGCGGCACUCCCCAGGGACAAAGCCAUCCUGGACAUCGAGAGACCAGACCUGAUGACGUACGAGCUGCACUACAGCUACAGUCCACUGGGGGUGGCGAGGUCGCCGUCUCCCGGCUCUUCUUUCUCCCCCCCGACCUCUCCCGAGGAGUCCAGGAUGUGGCUGGAGAAAAGCUCUCCUGCCGGUUCCUCGCCGGCUUCCGCCGGCCGGAAACGCAACGGGGGCGACGCCACGCCGUCUUCGCAUGCGCAAAACACGCAAGCUCCCAAGAUCCUGCAGCACUUCCACAGGCCCGACAACGGAAGUAACAUCUACAAGAAGCCUCCCAUCUACAGAAGAGGCGCGUCGUCGUCAGCGCUCCCCGCCGGGAAGCACUUGGAGGAUCUCAUCAUCGAGUCAUCCAAGUUUCCCGCCGCCGAGCCUCCGGAUCCCAACGCUCCCUCCAAGAUCGAGACGGAACAUUGGCCCUGCCCCCCCUCGUCCGCCGUCUUUGAGAAGGAGAAGGCGUGUCGCAGGAGUGAAGGCAGGCGAGAAGAAGAGGAGGAGCGAGAGGAGGAGGAGAGCACUUGGGGCUUGCGAGCGCUUCACAGGCAGGAACUCAACAAGAUUCGCUCCAACAUCGGAAGGAUCAUCCUGAAGGAGGAGCUGGAAAAGUCGGCCGCUCCGCUGAGAAGGAAAACGCGCUCGCUUCCGGACCGCAGCCAGCACGCAGGCGCCGCCACUUCCCGCGCACUUUGUUUCCCAGCAUCCUCUGGUGCAGGCCUAGCCAGAGUGAUUGCAGUCGACAGAAUUCAGCCCGGCCGAGAAGCCUGCUCAAGGUGUUCAGGUAGAGUGCGUCUUCAUCUUUGUGCAGUGUGUCGGCCAUGUUGUGGUGAUGUGUGUGUGCGUUUGUGUGUCAGAACGGAGACGGCGCCAUGGACCGAGGCCGCUCGCUGCCCAGUGUGCUGGAGCACAAGAUUUACCCGUAUGAGACGCUCGUGGUCAACCACAGAGGACGGAAUCAAGUUCCUCCCGGCGUCGACAGGACGCAAUUGGAGAGACAUCUGUCACGGGAAGAAUUCGCCAGCGUGUUUGCCAUGAUGCCGGAGGAAUUUGAGCAGCUUUCUCUCUGGAGGCGCAACCACCUCAAGAAGAGGGCGUGUCUCUUUUGACUUCCACGCACAGCCCGCUGGAGACACGCCCGCUCUACGCAAGCUAACCAGCUGAGAGAGAGACGCUAACAUUAGCAUGAGGUGGGAUUGCUAAAUCACGUUGUUGCUUUCAACUCCGAAAGAAGGAGCUGUCACCGAUGCUAAUGUCGGAAUUGGCGCAACAAUGCUAAAUAGGAUUGCUAAAACAUGUUGAGCAGUUGUGACCUUGUGACUUUCAACUCGUCAGAUCGCUACAAGGGUAGCUAAUAUUAGUGUUAGCGUGACAAUGCUAAUAGCUACAUUGCGAGGAGCUUUCGGAAGUUAAUGAUAGCAGUGAUCGCUAAAACGUGUCGAACCUCAAUCUAUCCAUCGGUCGAAAAGUGGUACAUUAGAUUUGUCAAACAUAACUCAGAUAACAUUUACCACAAUUUUUUUUUUUUUAAACCCCACACACAAAAAAUGUAGCGCCAUUGAAUACGUUUUAACUAACUAUCAGGAACACUUCACUUUUAUUGACGGGCUUCUGAAAUGACUCCAAAUAUUUAGUUCUCAUCUUGGAAAUUUAAAAUGUUUCCAUGUACCCCCCCGCAAUGUGCUCAUAUUUCCCUUGUUAGCUCUAAAGACUGAACCUUGAUUAAACCUGUUAACGGCUACUGUCCAGUUAGCAUUGAAGCUUAGCAUGCUAUCCAGGACUGAAAGCGAAAUCAGCUGACAAGUCCAUUUCAAACAACACGAUUCACGCGUCAGCUUGCGGACUGAUGACAUCACCUUCGCGUGACUUCAGCCAUUUUGCAUCCUCUGUCAUGCGAGUCAUCGCCAUUUUGAACGAUGAUGACAUUUUCGAUAUGACGUAAAAACAACAAGAUUAGCGCUCCGUUUUGACAGCUUGGGAGUAAACGCAAGCCACUAACGACAUGUUUUUUUUUUUUUUUUUUUAAUUUCUAUUUGUUGGAUGUUUUUGAUGACGUUUCUGUGACGUGCUUGCCGCAUGCGUGAUCUUAACAUGUGAGAGGAUCAAAAACGAAUCGGCACCCAAUGAAACAUCACAGUGUGCUCUUUGCUCAUCGGCGUUUUAUUCUUCUCAAUUUCAUCUAUUAUAAGGCAAUCUCAGAGAUUUUGUUGCUCACGUGGCUCAUGUGGAUGACGAAUGUGAUGUGAACGAUGAAAACAAUAAACUUUAUAUUCAUCCAGCUGUUAGUCUAAGAUGGAAUUUGGAUUA
Hippocampus zosterae (dwarf seahorse) is the source of this 2665-nucleotide messenger RNA. RefSeq names its product dematin-like. The transcript is spliced from 15 exons. Lineage: Eukaryota; Metazoa; Chordata; Actinopteri; Syngnathiformes; Syngnathidae. The coding region runs from base 35 to 1396 and encodes 453 amino acids. The record is from RefSeq and is a predicted model, not a curated record. Gene Ontology annotation, cellular component: plasma membrane; actin cytoskeleton. Gene Ontology annotation, molecular function: actin filament binding. Gene Ontology annotation, biological process: cytoskeleton organization; lamellipodium assembly; actin filament bundle assembly.